UUUAGCAAAUUAAAUCAAUUCGUGCAUUAAGGAAAGGAAAACAUUAACUGAAUUUGUUCGUCAUGCGACGCUGCGUGGUUCAUAAAUAUACAUCGUUAAUUUUAUUAAUCACAGCUUAUACUGUGAACGCAAUUGGUCAACACAUUGCAUCCGAAAUUGGUAAACCAAGAAAUGAUAAUCCCAAGGAUCUUCUUAUUAUUCUUGUGUCACCAGAAGCGAAGUUUAAAACAUCUGACGUAGACUUUGAUGAUACUUCUAGUGAAUAUAAUGAGGAUAGUUCACAAGAAGAAGAGUUGGAAAAUAUAACUCCCAAAGAAGAUGAAGCAUAUUUUCUAUAUCAUAUAUUACGUACGACUGAAAACAGUCAGCAAAUUGAUAAUAAAACAGCGUCUACAAUAAUGCGAACUAAAGAAAUUCUACAACCAAUAUUAAGAUCUAGAUGCAAGAAACUUGAAAAUUGUAAGAAGAACUGUCCCAGGAGAAAGAAAUCGCUUUGCGAAAAAAAGUGCAUUAUGAUGAUUGACAUAUUCAUUGUAUGCCAAAUGAAACCGAAAAAUAAAUGUAAAAAGAAAUGCGGCAAGACAAUGCCACCAGGAUGGCGUUAGAACCAACGCUGAAUACAAUAACCGUUUAUAAAUCGAAGAACAUCAGAUUAUUUUGUAUUAAAGUACAUAAUGAUGUUCCUCCAAUCGUAAAAGGUUUUUCUAUAAUUUUUAAUGCAAUUGAUUUCAAUGCAAUAAAAACUCCUUAUACAUCAUUCAAACUUUCGUAAGACAUUAUACUAAACUGAUAUAUAAACACG
Molecule: messenger RNA, 802 nt
Organism: Papilio xuthus (Asian swallowtail)
Lineage: Eukaryota; Metazoa; Arthropoda; Insecta; Lepidoptera; Papilionidae
Exons: 4
Coding region: 63-605 (180 amino acids)
Source: RefSeq, a predicted model, not a curated record